UUGGGCUCUCCAGAUCGUCCGGAUACUUAUUUGGCUUGUGCAGCAUCCAGCUUGCAGCAAGCCGCAGCCCCCAGCCCUCUGCCACCGCCCGGGUCCGCUCAGCCGCCCGGGCUCCCGAGUGGGCCAAGGUCACCCCCGCCGCGGCCCUCGCGCAUCCCGUCAGCUGAGCGCAGGAGCCCGGCGGCGUCUCCUCCUGAACUUUGCACCCCGUGUGACAAGCGAGCGCGGGUAGCCGAGCGGCCCCGCCGUCCGCGCGGGUCCCGGCCGACCCCGCCAUCCCCUCGCGCCGCCCGCCCGCCCCGCGCUUCGCGGAAGGAGCCGCAGUGACGCGUCAGGGAGGAAACGCCGGCGCCCGGCCGCGCCGCCGGGAAGAAGAAGCCGCCAGCGCGCUGGGCUCCGCGCCCGGGCGCGCGGACGCCGCACAGCCGGGUUCCACGAUGGAGUUUGAACAGUACCUCAAGAAGUUUCAUAUUUUGGAUUAGUUAAUCAUAUUUAUCCUCUGCUGAGAACUUUGAAACUUCAGACUCAGUUUCUGAAGUCCCUCAAGACAUUAACUGCAGAGAGAGUGUACCAUGGAUUACAAGGAGAGCUGCCCAAGUGUAAGCAUUCCCAGCUCUGAUGAACACAGAGAGAAAAAGAAGAGGUUCACGGUUUACAAAGUCCUGGUCUCUGUGGGCAGAAGCGAGUGGUUUGUCUUCAGGAGAUAUGCAGAGUUUGACAAACUUUACAAUUCUUUAAAGAAACAGUUUCCUGCUAUGGCUCUGAAGAUUCCUGCCAAGAGAAUAUUUGGCGAUAAUUUUGAUCCAGAUUUUAUUAAACAAAGAAGAGCAGGAUUGAAUGAGUUCAUUCAGAACUUAGUCAGAUAUCCAGAGCUUUACAACCAUCCAGAUGUCCGAGCAUUCCUUCAAAUGGACAGCCCAAGACAUCAGUCAGAUCCAUCUGAAGAUGAGGAUGAAAGAAGUACUCCGAAGCCACAUUCUACCUCACGGAACAUCAACCUGGGACCAACUGGAAAUCCUCAUGCUAAACCAACUGACUUCGAUUUUUUAAAAGUCAUCGGAAAGGGCAGCUUUGGCAAGGUUCUUCUUGCAAAACGGAAACUGGAUGGAAAAUUUUAUGCUGUCAAAGUGUUACAGAAAAAAAUAGUUCUCAACAGAAAAGAGCAAAAACAUAUUAUGGCUGAACGCAAUGUGCUCUUGAAAAAUGUGAAGCACCCAUUCUUGGUUGGAUUGCACUAUUCUUUCCAAACAACAGAAAAGCUUUAUUUUGUUCUGGAUUUUGUUAAUGGAGGGGAGCUCUUCUUUCACCUACAGAGAGAGAGGUCUUUUCCUGAACCCAGAGCGAGGUUUUAUGCUGCCGAGAUUGCCAGCGCCUUGGGUUACCUGCACUCCAUCAAAAUAGUGUACAGAGACUUGAAGCCAGAAAAUAUUCUUUUGGAUUCAAUGGGACAUAUCGUCUUAACAGAUUUUGGGCUUUGCAAAGAAGGAAUUGCUAUUUCUGAUACCACCACAACUUUUUGUGGUACACCAGAGUACCUUGCACCUGAAGUGAUCAGAAAACAGCCCUAUGACAACACUGUGGACUGGUGGUGCCUGGGAGCUGUUCUGUAUGAGAUGCUGUAUGGGCUGCCUCCUUUUUAUUGCCGAGAUGUUGCUGAAAUGUAUGAUAAUAUUCUUCACAAGCCCCUAAACUUGAGACCAGGAGUGAGCCUCACCGCCUGGUCCAUUCUGGAAGAACUCCUAGAAAAAAACAGACAGAAUCGACUUGGCGCCAAGGAAGACUUCCUUGAAAUCCAGAAUCAUCCUUUUUUUGAGUCACUCAGCUGGACUGACCUCGUACAAAAAAAGAUCCCACCUCCGUUUAACCCUAAUGUGGCUGGACCAGAUGAUAUCAGGAACUUUGACGCCGUCUUCACUGAAGAAACGGUUCCCUAUUCCGUGUGCGUAUCUUCUGACUAUUCUAUAGUGAAUGCCAGCGUUCUGGAGGCAGACGAUGCGUUCGUUGGUUUUUCUUACGCCCCGCCUUCAGAAGACUUAUUUUUGUGAACACUUUGACACUCAGAAACCAAUGAACAACCUCUAGCUCGCAGAAGAGAUGGAAACACGUAUUUGUGUGAAUACAUUCGACUAUGUAUAACAGUGCCUCACUUUUAUAUGUAAGAGUGAAACUAUGAAAUACGUAUUUUCUGCUGUAUGCAAAAAAUAGGGCAUUUCUAAGAGCUAAGUUUUGAACUCAAAUUUGUAUUCUUGUUUAGUAAGCUUAUUUUUAAACAAAAAUUUGAAGCUAUUCUUAGCAUUAACCUAUUUUUAAAGAUAACUUUUUGCUAUUGACUUUUUUUCCUGUUUACACUAACACAUCCAAGAUAGACUGUUUUAAUAGUCUGUUACAGUUAAGAUAAGAUGUAUUAAUAUCUUUAUAAUUGUAUGACUUUUUUAUCAUAGCAGAACUAUGCAAAUGGUACAGGAUGGUUUGCUGAAACCUGUCUUCCCAUGAUGCUUCUCUAUUGGCUUCGUGGUAGGAUUCAGAUGCAAAGCAGAUGAGAUACACUGGCUGCUAGUGGGCAGUCGUAGCUACUCACUUGUA
This is a messenger RNA of Mastomys coucha (southern multimammate mouse), 2583 nucleotides long. Its product is annotated as serine/threonine-protein kinase Sgk3. Gene Ontology annotation, molecular function: phosphatidylinositol binding; ATP binding; protein serine/threonine kinase activity. Bases 573 to 2045 code for a protein of 490 amino acids. Gene Ontology annotation, biological process: protein phosphorylation. The record is from RefSeq and is a predicted model, not a curated record. Lineage: Eukaryota; Metazoa; Chordata; Mammalia; Rodentia; Muridae. The transcript is spliced from 17 exons.